AUGGCCUCCGUCUUCAACAUCGCACAGCACGUUAUCGAGGCCUCCCACAUACGCGAAUAUGCGCGCGCGACGUCGCACUCCCAAGACGAGAAACUCCACCUGCAUGUGAAGCAGUACAUCCCCAAGGACAACCUCGUCCCGAGGAAGGGAGACGUUACUAUCAUCGGAGCCCACGCCAACGGCUUCCCCAAGGCAACCCCCCCCCAGCAGUGUCUCUCCAGAUGCCGGCCCCAUAGCCUAACUCUGCAGUCACAGGAGUUGUACGAGCCUCUCUGGGAGGACCUUUACCAUGAUGCAAAGAGCCGUAACCUGCGCAUUCGCAGCAUAUACAUCGCGGACGCUGCCUGGCAGGGCCAGAGCGGCGUUUUGAACCAUGACGCCCUCGGCAAUGACCGCAAGUCUGCCAGUUGGCUUGACCAUGCCCGGGACAUUCUCCAUAUCAUCAACACCCUUCGGCCUCCGCCUCCCCUCGUGGGCAUCGGUCACUCCUUCGGAGCAAGCAUCCUCGCCAACGUGGCGCUCAUCCACCCCCGCCUGAUGACCUCCCUCGUGUUGCUCGACCCCGUCAUCUCCCGCUUUACCAGCACCCCAUCGUCCGCAGGCCCCGCGGCGGCAAGUCUGAACCGUCGUGACGUCUGGCCCAGCCGUGAGGAGGCCGCAAAAUCUUUCGGCCAGAGUCCCUUCUACCGGACCUGGGAUCCCCGUGUCCUGCAGCGGUGGAUCGAGCACGGGCUGAGGAACAUGUCCGGGACAAACGCUGUGACCCUGACAACAACAAAGCACCAAGAGGUCUUCACGUACGUCCGGCCUAGCUGGGACGCCUAUGACGCCGAGGGCAGGGAGGUCAUCCGCCCCGACCUCGCUAUAGAUCUUGACCCAAGUCUCAAUGAGAACUGGCCUACCUAUCCAGUCUACCGGCCUGAGGGACCCCGUACUCUCGCAUCCCUCCCGGCCCUACGACCCAGCGUGCUUUACCUCUUUGGUGGCCGGAGUGAAAUCUCUUCCGUUGAGCUAAGAGAGGAGAAGCUGGCGCUCACCGGCACCGGCGUGGGCGGCAGCGGCGGCGUCAAAGCCGGCCGUGUGUCGAGCGUCGUGAGCGAGGAGAGCGGCCAUCUCGUUCCACUGGAGGCCCCGGGGCUGUGUGCCCGCGUGGCCGCUGAAUGGAUGGCUUCCGAACUAACCCGGUGGUUGGCAGAGGAACGUGAAUAUGAAGCAUGGGCGCGUCGACCAGCAGCCGAGAAGACGACCAUGUCGGAUCAGCUCAGGCAUCAUGUCUCACAGAUGAGAAUACCAACGCAGUGGCAGCAUAAUAACUCAAAGAUAUGA
Fusarium keratoplasticum is the source of this 1326-nucleotide messenger RNA. RefSeq names its product AB hydrolase-1 domain-containing protein. Bases 1 to 1326 code for a protein of 441 amino acids. The record is from RefSeq and is a predicted model, not a curated record. The transcript is spliced from 2 exons. Lineage: Eukaryota; Fungi; Ascomycota; Sordariomycetes; Hypocreales; Nectriaceae.